AUGGAUCUUCACUGGCUAAAGAAGAAGAGGUUCUGGUCAGGCUCCUCUGGUUCCAGUACCAGGUCAGCUGACAGUGUGGGCGUGGUAGUCAUCAGACAGCCAUCCAGGAGUCGCAUCCGCCAUCAUACCAACCGCUUGUCUGCUGUGUUCCAGCGAGGCUCCGCCCAUAACGCCACCGCUAUGGCCUUACCCGGGUUACCUGGAAUACCUAGCCAUGCUUGGAAGGAGUCGAAUGACAGAAUUUCUCCCGGGGAUGCAUCAAUGACAGACGACCCUGCUGAACUGUCCAAUCAGAUAACGGCCCCAGGCAUUCUGAAGAUCUUUGGCAGUGAGAUCUGCCAGGGGGCCAACUACAAGAGCGUCCUGGCAACAACACACUCCAGUGCUAAGGAGCUGGUCAAAGAGGCACUGGAGAGGUACGGUCUGAACAAGGAAGAGGCGGAGUCAUAUGUUCUCUGCGACUCCAUUGGCUACGUGGGUGACCACCAGUGGAAGACGGAAUGCUUCCGGGUCGUCAGUGACAACGAGAAGCCCCUCCUCCUGCAGUCACUAUGGAAACCCAGGGAGGGUUUGGCGAGGCGGUUUGAGAUCCAGAGGAGAGCCAGUGUGGAGGAAAAGAGAUCAAGAGACAAGGACACGGUCACUGCUGGCAUCAACGCCCAGGCUCGUAAACUCCAGAAGAGCCGCUCUCGAGUCACCUCUGCCCUGAUCGAGAGGAGGAGUGUGUAUGUGACCUCUACCCAAGAGAGGGGUGUGUGUGGGGCUCGGAACCAAAAGGAAAGGGGUGGGAGGGUAUGUGGGGGCCAGAACAAGUCUGAACGGGGGCCGGGUCUGUGGAGGAGCCAGAGUGAAGCAGACCUCUCAUCCCAGUCCACAGAAACACAACAGAAACACCAACAGAACCCUACUGAGCCCCUUAGUCAGAACCCAAAUGAGUUCCACACUCCCAGUCAAGACGAGAACCACAAUCAGUGUCACAGUCAGGACCAUGAACAGAAUGUGGAACGGAAUCACAAAUUGAACCCCGAUAAGAACCUCAAACAGAGAGAUGGAGAGAGCUACGUUGACGCCAAUGUUUCCCCUCUGGAGGACCCUGGAUCAGAGACUUACACAGAGCCCCUCUGUCCUUCCCCUGAGAUGGAGAUAGAGAGGGAGAGAGAGAGGGAGGAGACAGAGAGCAGUGACGAUAACAUAACACUUUACUCCAUUCACCCUCCCCAAGACUGCCCCUACCUACUGCUGCUACAGGGCUACAGCAACAGACAGGACUUCGUCAUCUACCUGCUGAACGGUUCAAGCACUUUGAUUGGUCGAUGUAGUGGCGAAGACAAGGAGAGGUCAAAGGUUGACUUCCCGCUCUCUGCCCCCGACAUCCUGCCUCUUCACUGCUGCCUAUGUCGUCAUGACCACAACGAUAAAGGUUGUUCCACCGUCCGCCUCCGUCCCUUCCACAGUGCUAUGGUAACACGGAACGGGGAGACGUUGUCCAAAGAGGCAGAGCUUAGUCCAGGUGAUGUCAUCGGGAUGGGACGACACUACCUAUUCCUGUUCAAGGACCCCACUGCCUGGGUUGUUAUGCAGAAGGUGAAGGACCCCACUUCUUCUCCCGAUCCUACAGUUACUGCUGCUCCCGGGGUUCUGCCCCAGGCCACUACACUCCCUACUAGUGAACCAGCACUCUGCAACACCUGUAUCUCAGCUAGGAGGGAAUCUAGUGGGACCAGAGAAAUAAGGUCUAGAAGGGCCACAGCUUGCCUAAAAAAACCUGAUGGUCGCGACCUGAACCUACUCUACGCUGUGGAGCACGAGGAUGCCGUCGUCAAGGAAAUCGUUGCCAUGGGGAGUGUCCAUAGAAACAAGCCGCCGUUGACUGUAGCAUUCCUGCUGAGUGUGUGUGUCGAACAUUCCGCCACACACCUCCAAACCUCAGACCUCCGCAGACUACUGCUGCUCAUAGCCAGCCAGGUCCAGAAUGCCAUGUGGGAACACACCAAGGAGCUUGCUGCUAAUCAACCAGAAGUUCUCUGUAGUGACCCAGAGGAGCAGCAGCCUCUCAACCUGGCAGAACUGGUCUCAGGCCUGCGUACCCUGGUGGUCUGGAUGUCCAACGCCCUGGAGCUGCUGUAUUACAUCCAACAGCAGAUGCCCCAAACACUGGCCUGGAGGUCACAUAGAGAACAAGGAGUGGAGGCAGAGGGAGAGGAACACGAUGACAAGGAGGAUGAAGAGAGGGAGGAGGAGAGUAUGGCCCUGUUGGAGAUGAGGCUGUCGUGUGUGAGGUCGGCCAGUGAAGAAACCAUGACGGUUCUGGAGGAAGUUAUCAUGUUGACCUUUCAGCAGUGUGUCUACUACCUCACCAAGACUCUGUACCCAAUUCUGCCUAGUUUGCUGGACAGUGACCCAUUCAGGGGGAGCAGUGGGCUGCUUCUCCCCAAGCAAAAUGAGCCGUUCCUGGAUAGUGGUGGUGUGCAGGUCCCUGGAGAGACAGACCAGGUCCUGGAGGUACUGACAGAGACCAGCAGACUGCUACAGGACUGUCAGCUCCACCAUGAGAUCUCCUCUCAGCUCCUGGCCUAUCUCUUCUACUUCAUCAAUGCUUCACUGUUCAACACACUCAUGGAGAGAGGUUCAGAGGAUGAAUUCUACCAGUGGUCCAGAGGGGUCCAUAUCAGCGCUAACCUAGACCUGCUACUGGACUGGGCCCAAGGGUCUGGACUGGGUGACUUGGUUGUGGAACAUCUCCACACACUCUCCUCUGCUGUCAACCUACUGGCCACUCCAAGGGAACAACUAAUGCAGUCCUCCUGGGAGUCCCUGCGGUGUGUGUUCCCCAGUCUGAGUCCAGCCCAGCUCCACCACCUGCUGAGAGGCUACAGCCCAGCCACACCCUGGCCCCCACACUGGGCCCCUUCUGAUGAGGAUCAACUAGCUACACAGAACACUGCUGAUAUCCUGGAGAGUUUUGACAGCCACCCUCCCCUGGUGCUGCCCAGCUCUGGUUUCAGCCUGUGGCUCGGGGGAGAGGUGACAGACUCAGGCCUGGCUGGACAGCUCAGGAGGCUGCAGGAGUUUAUCAGCAACCUGUCUGUCAAAGAGUCACCAGGGAACUUCAGUCAUACGCACACGCAACAGGAUUAUGGUGUUCCCACGGAAGCCAAGCUGACAAAAAUGGCAACUCUCCCAAAGGCCUCCCUGGAGUCUCUCGAACCCCCCCCCGUAGAGAAGCAAAGCCCUUCUCCCCCAAGUGAUUUGAACUCUUGUGGGGCCCUACUGACCCAGAAGCUGAAGAGUCUGGAGCUCCAGUUCAGAGAGACAGACCUAAGCACCCUCACCCAGAGGAGGUCUGCCCUGGACCCCUCCUGCCUCCUCACCCCUCCUAACACCCCCCACAGCCUGGAGCUGGUUGAACCAGAGACUGAGCAUCAGGAGGAUGAAGAGGUGUUUACUCUAGAGCUACAGAGAGGAGACAGAGGACUGGGAUUGGCUCUGGUGGAUGCAAGGCUGUCCAGGACCAGUGGUGUUCGUGCUGUAUGA
This is a messenger RNA of Salvelinus namaycush (lake trout), 3534 nucleotides long. It is a transcript of the gene radil2b, whose product is annotated as ras-interacting protein 1. The record is from RefSeq and is a predicted model, not a curated record. Gene Ontology annotation, molecular function: GTPase binding. NCBI's taxonomy places the organism in Eukaryota, Metazoa, Chordata, Actinopteri, Salmoniformes, Salmonidae. Gene Ontology annotation, biological process: substrate adhesion-dependent cell spreading; neural crest cell migration; signal transduction. The transcript is spliced from 18 exons. Gene Ontology annotation, cellular component: microtubule. The coding region runs from base 1 to 3534 and encodes 1177 amino acids.